AUGGCCAUGUUAAGAGUCUCUUCAUACCGUAAACUGUUUGAGGACGAGCUGUGGAGCCAGGCUUCUGGACGUUGUGGAAUCCAGGCCUGCUCCAGUGCAAGGGGUAGAGUUUCAGUGAGAGAAUGUCCCAGGCUAGAUUUUGCAUCAGCUCAUGCUCUAAACAAGGAGGGUGUGGCUCUAUUUGUCUAUGAGAGCUCCAUCAUCACUGCUCUCAACGAUCGCCUGGUUGUCCUUAUCGAUGCGGUUUGGUGUCUAGAGGAGGAGAACAAGUCUCUGAAGGUUCAGAUCACUGAGAUGGAGGAGAGGCUGGAGUUGGAGCAGAGCUCAACAAACAACCACAGCAUCAGUGGUCCUGCAGACUACAGUCUGGAGGGUGUGAUAGAGAUACUUGUUUCCUCUCAGGAGGAGAUUUUAUGUGACACACAGGAGCUGAAGGGUGAGCUGCAGCAUCAACAGAUUAAAUAUGAUGAGGUGGUUGAGCGUAGGACCCUCAUCCAGCUAGAGCGGGAGGAUGUUUCAGUGGAGGUGGAUGCAAUUACCACUGACUGCCUGGCCCUUCGAGAGCAAGUGGCCAUCUAAGAGGAGCAGCUGGCCGGCAUGGAAGGCAGCAAGAAAGGGUAAGGCAAAGGUCGACAAUAACACCUCUCAUUUGAGAACCUGUGUGAGCCCACACCUCUCGAUAAGGGUUCUCCCACUUUAUCCCUGAAGUUACCCUCCAUUGAUAUCACACCAGCUAUCAUGGACACCAAAGUGUACUACAGUGAGCUGGCCGAAAGCCUAAAGUUUGAAUCUAGAGCCUUGAGUGCUGCCACCAUUGAUGCUUCAGGAAAGGGGAAGAAGGAGCAGCUGGCUAAGCUGACUCAAGGGACAGUGAAGGAUAUUUUCAAAGAGACAGAUGUGAACAUCUUGAAGGACCUGAUUGCAGAGCUGCAGAAAGGUUUGACUGAGCUGGAGAAGCAUCGAGAUGAGCUUGAGGCUGGAAUAGUGGCCAAGAAAGCUAAAUACCUGGAGGAGAUAGAAGAGCUUGAGAAAUACAUUUGUCAGCUGGAGGAAGAGCAAGCUGAUCUUCAUCUCCAGAUGAAGGAGCAGAUUGGGGAUUAUGAAGAACUGCUGAGUCAGAAGAUGACUCUGGAGAUAGAGAUUGCUGCCUGUAGGUGAUACUGUACAUGGUUGACUACAGGUGGUGACAGGCACAAAGAAUCUGAAUCACCAAAAUCAAAGGAGAAGAAUGUGGAAGUGAAGUGAAAGUGUUACGGUUAACGAAGUUGACUGCAGAAUCCUCUUAAGAACAUACUCUUCCACAUAGAGCAGAUCCUCUGCUUUAUGGUUAAAUACAGCUUAAAAAUGACAUGUAAUCAAAUUGGAGUUUUGUGGCUUUUAGUCCAUGUCUGUUAGUUUUAAAGCCAUAUAUUUGCCAGUGUAUUUCUUAAA
Xyrauchen texanus (razorback sucker) is the source of this 1431-nucleotide messenger RNA. It is a transcript of the gene vimr2, whose product is annotated as vimentin-related 2. Lineage: Eukaryota; Metazoa; Chordata; Actinopteri; Cypriniformes; Catostomidae. The record is from RefSeq and is a predicted model, not a curated record. Gene Ontology annotation, cellular component: Z disc; cell-cell junction; sarcolemma. The transcript has 10 exons. Gene Ontology annotation, biological process: skeletal muscle organ development.